Molecule: messenger RNA, 2726 nt
Organism: Myotis myotis
Lineage: Eukaryota; Metazoa; Chordata; Mammalia; Chiroptera; Vespertilionidae
Gene: ANAPC4
Product: anaphase promoting complex subunit 4
Exons: 27
Coding region: 201-2600 (799 amino acids)
Biological process (GO): positive regulation of mitotic metaphase/anaphase transition; anaphase-promoting complex-dependent catabolic process; protein K11-linked ubiquitination
Cellular component (GO): anaphase-promoting complex; nuclear periphery
Molecular function (GO): protein binding
Source: RefSeq, a predicted model, not a curated record
GGAAGUGCCCGAGAGCGCGGCGGCGGGGCGGCGGGGCUGCGCGGAGGCGCCGGCGCGCCGCGGGCCGAGGGAGCGGGAAGCCGCCGGCCUCCUGGGCUGCCCCGGGCUUCUCGCCGGUACCGCCGCGGUCGGGCUCCCGGGGAGGGCGGGCGCGGGGCCCCUGCGGGCCUCCGACCGAGUGUCGUUGCAGAGCCGCCCCCAUGCUGCGCUUCCCGACCUGCUUCCCGUCCUUCCGGGUGGUGGGAGAGAAGCAGCUGCCGCAGGAGGUCGUGUUCCUGGUCUGGUCCCCCAAGCGGGACCUCAUCGCUCUGGCCAACACCGCGGGCGAGGUUUUACUUCAUCGACUUGCAAGUUUUCAUCGAGUUUGGAGUUUUCCACCAAAUGAAAAUACAGGAAAGGAAGUGACCUGCCUAGCUUGGAGACCAGAUGGCAAACUUUUGGCCUUUGCUCUUGCUGACACCAAGAAAAUUGUUUUGUGUGAUGUGGAAAAACCUGAAAGCUUGCACUCCUUUUCUGUGGAGGCCCCAGUUUCUUGUAUGCAUUGGAUGGAGGUGACGGCAGAAAGCAGUGUUCUAACAUCCUUUUAUAAUGCUGAAGAUGAAUCAAAUCUUCUCUUACCUAAAUUACCUACAUUGCCAAAAAAUGAAGAAAAUUCUGAUGAAAUUAUUAAGCUUUUGGGAGAUGUCAGGCUUAAUAUUCUUGUCCUUGGAGGAAGCUCUGGUUUUAUUGAACUUUAUGCUUAUGGAAUGUUCAAAAUUGCCCGAGUCACAGGGAUUGUUGGUACUUGUCUUGCAUUGUGUUUAUCAAGUGAUUUGAAAUCAUUAUCCGUAGUCACAGAGGUCUCUGCCACUGGUGUUUCAGAAGUUUCAUACUUUCAGCUUGAAACCAAUCUAUUGUACUCUUUCUUACCUGAAGUAACUCGGAUGGCCAGAAAGUUUACUCACAUUUCAGCUCUUUUGCAGUAUGUGAAUUUGUCACUAACAUGUAUGUGUGAAGCCUGGGAAGAAAUACUGAUGCAGAUGGAUUCUCGUCUCACCAAGUUUGUGCAGGAAAAGAACACAACCACAUCAGUGCAAGAUGAAUUCAUGCACUUGCUGUUGUGGGGGAAAGCUAGUGCUGAACUUCAGACCCUCUUAAUGAACCAGUUAACAGUGAAGGGCUUAAAAAAGCUUGGCCAGUCUAUAGAGUCCUCAUAUUCCAGUAUACAAAAAUUGGUUAUAAGUCACUUACAGAGCGGCUCGGAGUCUUUAUUGUACCAUCUGAGUGAACUGAAAGGAAUGGCUUCGUGGAAGCAAAAAUAUGAACCUCUUGGAUUAGAUGCUGCGGGCAUUGAAGAUGCUAUUACUGCCGUGGGCUCUUUCAUACUCAAGGCAAAUGAACUUCUGCAAGUUAUAGAUAGCAGUAUGAAAAACUUCAAAGCAUUUUUUCGGUGGCUCUAUGUGGCAAUGUUGAGAAUGACAGAAGACCAUGUGAUUCCAGAGCUGAAUAAGAUGACUCAAAAAGAUAUCACUUUUGUUGCUGAAUUUCUUACUGAACAUUUCAAUGAGGCUCCAGACCUUUAUAAUCGAAAAGGAAAAUACUUUAAUGUUGAAAAAGUUGGUCAGUAUUUAAAAGAUGAAGAUGAUGACCUGGUGUCACCCCCUAACACAGAAGGAAACCAGUGGUAUGACUUCCUUCAGAACAGCAGCCACCUGAAAGAAAGCCCUUUGCUGUUUCCCUAUUAUCCUCGAAAGUCAUUGCAUUUUGUGAAAAGGCGGAUGGAGAACAUUAUUGAUCAAUGUUUGCAAAAGCCAGCAGAUGUAAUUGGAAAAUCAAUGAAUCAAGCAAUCUGUAUCCCAUUAUAUAAAGAUACUAGAAGUGAGGACUCUACACGUAGAUUGUUCAAAUUCCCUUUUCUGUGGAAUAAUAAGACUUCAAAUCUACAUUAUCUUCUUUUUACUAUUUUAGAAGAUUCAAUUUAUAAAAUGUGCAUCUUAAGGAGACAUACUGAUAUUUCCCAAUCUGUAAGCAAUGGACUAAUUGCUAUUAAAUUUGGGAGCUUCACAUAUGCCACAACUGAGAAAGUGAGGAGAAGCACCUACAGCUGUCUAGAUGCACAGUUUUAUGAUGAUGAAACUGUGACGGUGGUUCUUAAGGACACUGUAGGACGUGAAGGAAGAGACAGACUCUUGGUCCAGUUGCCAUUGUCUUCAGUGUAUAACUGUGAAGAUUCUGCAGAAUUUCAGUUCACUGGGAAUUACUCUACAAGGCUAGAUGAACAGUGUGGUGCUAUCCCUACACGUACCAUGCAUUUCGAGAAGCAUUGGAGAUUACUGGAAAGUAUGAAAGCGCAGUAUGUUGCUGGGAAUGGUUUUCGAAAGGUGUCCUGUGUGUUAAGCUCAAAUCUCCGUCAUGUGAGAGUGUUUGAAAUGGACAUCGAUGAUGAAUGGGAGCUGGAUGAGUCUUCAGACGACGACGAGGAGGCCAGCAAUAAGCCUGUAAAAAUCAAGGAAGAAGUGUUGUCCGAGUCGGAGGCAGAGAGCCAACCAGCUGGUGCUGCUGCUUCAGCGCCGGAGGUAGUCAUCAAAGUGGAGAAACUGGACCCAGAGCUGGACUCCUAGUCUCGGUGCCAUUUUUUCGUAUGUUCUCAUUGUGUCAGAAAGGACACAGGAGACGGGCUCAGACGUCUUGAACCACUUUUAAUUCUCUUUGUGUAACAAAGAAAUAAACAGCAAUUUUUAUCCUCA